AUGUUCGAAGUCGUAGCUUCUCAAGCAUUUGUUUGUAAGGAAGCAUCUCUUUCUUGUCCUGUGAUAACUUACAAUCAUCGCCGACUUAAAGGCUUCACGUUCAAAAUAAUUCACCUUGCAAGCCUGAUAUCCUGUGGUUUGCUAUGUCAGAGAGACCCUCGAUGCGUUUCAACAAAUUUCAGAAAAGUUUUCAAAAGUGAGGGAACCUGUGAGUUGAACGACAGAGGAGUUCUCUUUACUGAGAAAGGAAACGAAUUGGAAUACAACGAGGAAGCAAUUUACACCCAAUUUUACGACACGAAGGUAACAAAAAAAAUCUCGAUAAAAGACCAAGAAGAAGGUGUUAUUGACUCCUCGAGACACUUGUCUUUCAUUUGUGGUAUGUUUCUCAUAAAAUCUUCAUAUUUCGACGACAGAUGUGACAACUUUCCAUCUGUCAUAUUUUUCUUUGAAUGUUUUUAUCGUUUGGUCCUAAAGUAGUUUGACCUGUAUGCGGGUAAAAUGGUGGUUUUUCAUCUUCUUCUUUUAGAAGCGAAUAGUUGAAAGUUCUUAAAUAAAUUCAGGUGGUCCGAAAGUAGGUCAUACGGAUUUAAUACACAAAAUUCAGUAUAAAAUUUAGCUUGAAGCUAAAACUUUCAAUAUGUAUCUAAAGGCCUUCAAUUAGCUCACUUGUGCAGUCUCCAUUCGGUGAUGAACCCGGAAGACUAAGCGAUUUCCCGAUAAAAUAAAAAAUGAAUGAUUUUUUUGUUUUCAGCACCACAGUCAGGCCUUCAAGGAAGAUUUAAAAGUCGUCAACUGCAAAUGUAAGUAGCGUUGGUUUCGAAGGGUAUUCUUGAGAUUAAAGUCAACGACUUCGUGGUUAAAUUACAAUGAGUUACUUGUCUCAGCUGCUUCUUGUCUCUCCGCCAAUAGGCGCGGAGUCUGUCGUCCUCGCGAACCUUCGCGGACCCUCACAAACAUUCCCCGAACCUGCUUGAAACAUUUCGAUUCUUACAGUUUCCUUGAAAGUCCUCGAAUGCUCUCAAAAAAAUUGCUAAAGAAAAUGUUGCCUAGGUUACUUCUAAAUCAAAGUAAAAAUCAAGGCUUUAAUUCCCAUGAGUGACAAUGACAUAAUUUCUCCUUACAAUAACCAUACAAUAUCAAUCAGACAGGUGAUGAGAAUAAUGAAGAAUAUAAGUUUGAGGAUUUUCUAAUUGAUCCGGCACCAAAUUCUCAGAACUAGCAUCAUAAGAGUUGUAUAGCAGACAGUAAGGAGAAUUAGUAAUGAGAUUUUGGGCACUAAAGGGUAAAGGACAGAAGAACCUGCUGAAGAAGCCGAGGACACUCACUGCGUUAUUCACAAUUUCAAAUGCCGAUGUGCCUACCAAAUGCAUCGCGAAAACAUGAUAGCGUUGAGUCAUCAAUAUGGGAAGCAAUUUAAACAUAUCCAGAAAUUAGACAAGGCAAACUUCAGGGAUCCAAAAACUAUUGGAUACUCCAUCGGUGCCGCAGUAAAUUUUACCCGUUUUGGGUACGAAUUUUCAUUUGUAGUAGAGCUUCGACCAUCACGUGUAAGUCGGAGAGAUUUAACUCCCGUGUAAGUUUUUAUCGUUAUCAAAUUUUUUAUUAUAAUGCUUGAGAUAAAGUGGGAAGGUGAGACUGCACUUACUUUUAAAUUUCCAUUCAAACGUUUUCAAAAUCCUCCUUUUCUUUCUAUUCAACCGUUCUCAAAAUCCUCCUUUAUUCUAUGAUAAACAAAUCAAUGUCUGUGCGAUUGCAUUUGUCUGUCUCAAUUUCAGGUGCGGAAUCACCAAAAGCCCCAGUUCCCCUCGGCAUGGAAAGUGGUGCUAUUUUUGACUCACAGAUCACCGCUUCCUCCCUGUUUAAUGAUAAUGUUGCCGCAUCGAAUGCUAGAUUACAUUUUAAAGGAUCCGAAAACCCGCUUAGACGUGCUGGCUGGGUAGCUGGAGUGAAAAACACUAACCAAUGGCUGCAAGUGGAUCUUCAGCGAACCACAAGGGUAAUGGGCAUAGCGACGCAAGGGAGACAUGAUUUCGAUCAGUGGGUUACCGAAUACAAGCUACAAUAUGGCGAUGAUGGACAAACUUUCAGAGUUUACAAGCGAAACGGAGACAUAUCAGAUACGGUAUGAAAAAAUUUGCUUAAUUGAAAAAACCUUUUUGCGGAGAAAAAGUUCCCAUGAGGAAUAGAACCUUUUUGUAUUCUGCAUUCUGAUUCUCUUCCACUGAGCCACAAAGCAGUUACACUAGGCUGGGCCAUAUACUCUCUGUCAUUGAACCAACAGAAAAGCAUUCACGAAAGUUAUAGGUUAAGAGUAACUCGUACUGUAAAAAACGUACGUGCGUACUUACGCUCGUUAAUUUUACGCCCAAAUAUAUUCUACUCAGGUUUUCCCAGGAAACAAGGACAGAGACACAGUAGUUUACCACGAUCUUAACCCGCUCAUUUAUGUUCGCUAUGUCCGAGUUCUUCCGAUGGCAUGGAAAUGGACGAUCGCUAUGAGGAUUGAGCUUUAUUCUUGUUAA
Pocillopora meandrina is the source of this 2525-nucleotide messenger RNA. Lineage: Eukaryota; Metazoa; Cnidaria; Anthozoa; Scleractinia; Pocilloporidae. The record is from the annotation of a GenBank genome assembly.